GACCUAUUCCUCUCCGCCCCACCCCUUAAUCAUAAAACUCCUCACCCCCGCCCUCUCUCAUCCGUCCAAACUUUCUCUCUCUCUCUCUCUCACUCGCAAAAAUAUACAUAUACUUUUUCAUAUAUCGAAAUCUAUGGUUCAGAAGACGGAAAAAGAAGAGGCUGAAUUCAAAGUUGUACCUGAAACCUUGACGCUUUGUGUGAACAACUGCGGCGUCAGAGGUAAUCCGGCUACCAACAACAUGUGCCAAAAGUGCUUUAACUCCACCACCGCCACCACCUCUUCAGCUGUAGCUUCGGCGACGUUGAAAUUCUCCGAGAAAAGUCCUAGAUCUAGCUCGUCAGAAUCGCCGGCAAGGUCGUUUGAUCUGGUUGGGAGAGGUGAGGAUCGAGCAACGUCGGAUUGGGAUGAAGAGGAGGCGAAGGCGGUACCGGUGGCGAAGAGAGAGGUGAAUCGGUGCUCAGGUUGCCGGAGGAAGGUAGGGUUGACUGGGUUCAGGUGCCGGUGCGGCGAGCUAUUCUGCUCGGAGCAUCGGUACUCGGACCGACACGAUUGCAGCUACGAUUACAAGACGGCCGGUCGUGAUCGGAUUUCCAGGGAGAAUCCGGUGGUUAAAGCCGCGAAGAUCAUCAAAGUUUGAUUUCGAUAUGCAUAUUUAAAAAUGAAAUUGAAAAAUGAAAUUUGGAGAUCGAGGCUCGAUCGAUCGUCGAUCUCUUUGUCGUGUUCUCUGUUCUCGAGAGAAAGAGAUUUGUUGAAGAUUAAGGGAUUGAGAUUUAAAUUCUCUCUGGUUAUUGUUGGUGAAUUAAUCUAUUUUGUAAUUUUUAUCUUUUUUGUCGGUUUGGAUUACAAAAGGGGUUGUGGUUUUCGAUAAUCAUGUUUAAUAGUAUCAGUUCCGAUUCUAAUUUUUCGAGUUUCCUUUCUGUUGUUGUUGUUUGGAUGCUGAGAAAACGGAGGGCGUGGAUGAAGAGGAAGAGGGGGACCGGGGAUGUAUGUAAUUUUGAAGGGAAAUUGGGGAUAAACUGUAAUUGAUGUUGUCUGAAAAGUUCAGAGGUGGUGGCUAGUGGAGGUUUUGAAGGUUGUGGGGUCUCAACUAUAAAUUAUAUUAUCGGCAAAUGGCAAUUUAUCGUGACAAAAUGAAAUAACACCACCAACCAAGACGGGUAAUGGUAUGUCUCACUCGAUUUACGGACAACAGACUGUUGAGUUGUUUUUUUAAUGGUUUGAUAGAAUUGAGGUG
Messenger RNA from Ilex paraguariensis (yerba mate), 1237 nucleotides. The record is from the annotation of a GenBank genome assembly. NCBI's taxonomy places the organism in Eukaryota, Viridiplantae, Streptophyta, Magnoliopsida, Aquifoliales, Aquifoliaceae.